This is a messenger RNA of Chara braunii, 499 nucleotides long. Lineage: Eukaryota; Viridiplantae; Streptophyta; Charophyceae; Charales; Characeae. The record is from the annotation of a GenBank genome assembly.
AGUCGAGGAGGAGCUUUUCUGCCCAGAGGCAGGAAUGAGAGAGAGAGAGGGGAAGGAGGAGGAAGAGGAAUAGGUAGGGGAGGGGAGAAUCAAUCAAUCUGGAAGAGAGAGAGAAGGGAAGACGCGGCAAUGGAGAGAGGAGACGAAAGAGUAAUCUCUUUUUUUGAAGAAGAAGUAUCACAGCCAUCAGCACGACGACGACAACAGCGACAGCGAUGACGACGACGACGACGACAAGCUUGACAGCAACGUCGACGACGGACGACGACGACGACAAGCUUGACAGCGAUGGCGAUGGCGAUGGCGACGUCGACGACGGCGAUGACGACUUGACAGCGAUGGCGGCGGCGAUGGCGACGACGAUGAAGGCGGCGAUGACGACGAUAACGAGGCCGACAACGAAUGACGACAGCAAAUAGGAUCGCGAUUGCGAUCGGGAUAGUAAGAUGAUCGUAUCCCGGCGCCAGACUCACAUCGGCAAUCAAUAAUUGCAAUAGCG